UGAAACUUAGGGGCGGGGACGCGCUGCCGGGUCCUCCGACAGGGUGCGGCGUCAGGACCACUUCCGGGUGACGUUGGGGUCCUCCAUCCGCCUGAGGGCGGGGAGCCGCGCCACUUGCACCCACCUGAGAACCUGGAAGGCGGUCGCGUUCCGUGAGGAAGGAUCGGCUCAGCAGCUUCUCAGCUAUGGUCUCCAGGCGGUGGGCCAUGUUGCGCUUCGCCUGGGCGGACAGAGUCCGUGGCCGCCGGUGUGAUGCUUCCGGAUCCACUGCACGCCUGGGAUACGGUGGGAGCGCAGGAGCCAGGUCAGGAGCAGGGUGCGGCCGCGAGCCUCGGAGCCGCCCUUCGCACCUCAUUUUAAUCUUUAAUACAAAGUACACACAUCAAAGUCGUCCCAACCUACUGUGCAUUGAUUGGGAGAGUCAAGGAAGAGAUUUUCGAUUGUGAGUUUCUUGCACUUGGCUAAAGCCCAGGAUUAGUUUGAGCAAGAGAUUAUCAUGAAGACAGUGAAAGGCGUCUGUGUCUUUUUCAUCCUGCAUCUGUGUUUCUUUGACCCUGGAAGGACUGGAAAAGUACUUGUAUGGCCGGCAGAUUUUAGUCACUGGAUUAAUUUAAAAGUUAUUUUGGAAGAACUCCAUCUUCGUGGGCACGAGCUGACCGUCCUGGUACCUUCACCAAGCCUUCUGCUUGAUCAUACCAAAAUCCCCUUUAAAGUGGAGGUCCUUCAACUUCCGGUAACUCAGGAAACUCUCAUGAAAGAGCUGGAUACGGAGCUCUAUACAGCUUCUUUUGAACUGCCGAAACUCUCAUGGUGGGACCAGCAAGUAGCACUGACAAAAAUGGUAAAGAGAUUUUUCAUAACAGCCAAAAGAGUAUGUGACAGCGCUGUCACAAACAAGGAGUUACUCAGCAGGCUACAGGCAGCUAAGUUUGAUGUCUGUAUUGCAGACCCUUUAAGCUUUUGUGGGGAGUUGGUGGCUCAGCUCCUCAAUAUUCCAUUUGUUUACUCUUUUCGAGCUUCCUAUGGUAAUACAAUGGAGAGAUUGUGUGCUGGACUUCCUAUGCCUUCUUCCUAUGUUCCUAGCAGCGCAUCAAGGCUGACAGAUAAGAUGACUUUUAUGCAGAGGCUGAAGAAUUGGUUAUUGUAUACAAUGAGCGAUGUAAUGUAUUUAUAUUAUCUAUUUCCAGAAUGGGAUGAGUAUUACAGCAAGGUUUUAGGAAAACCUACCACGUUAUGUGAGGUUAUGGGGAAAGCUGAAAUGUGGUUGAUUCGAACUUACUGGGAUUUUGAAUUUCCUCACCCUUAUUUACCUAAUUUUGAAUUCGUUGGAGGCCUUCAGUGCAAGCCUGCAAAGCAACUACCUCAGGAGUUAGAAGAGUUUGUCCAAAGCUCUGGAAGAGACGGAGUUGUGGUGUUUACUCUGGGGUCAAUGGUCAAGAACCUCACAGAGGAAAAGUCUAAUAUGGUUGCAUCAGCCCUUGCCCAGAUUCCACAGAAGGUUCUGUGGAGGUACAAAGGAAAGAAACCAGAAACAUUAGGAGCCAAUACCCGGUUGUAUGAAUGGAUUCCACAGAAUGAUCUUCUUGGUCAUCCCCAAACCAGAGCUUUUAUUACUCACUGUGGAACCAAUGGGAUCUAUGAAGCUAUUUACCAUGGGGUCCCUGUGGUGGGAAUCCCCCUGUUUGGUGAUCAGUUUGAUAAUAUUGCUCGUGUCCAAGCUAAAGGGGCUGCUGUUCAAUUAGACUUGAACACAAUGACGAGUUCUGAUCUGCUUAAGGCCUUGAGGACAGUUAUUAACAACUCAUCCUAUAAAGAGAAUGCUAUGAAGUUAUCAAGAAUUCACCACGAUCAGCCUGUAAAGCCGCUGGACCGGGCGGUCUUCUGGAUUGAGUUUGUCAUGAAUCACAAAGGAGCCAGGCACCUGCGGCCAGCAGUCCACGACCUCACCUGGUACCAGUACCACUCUCUCGAUGUGAUUGGGUUCCUGCUGGCAUGUGUGGCAGUUGUUGUAUUCCUGGUCACUAAAUGUUGCCUGUUCUGUUGCUGGAAGUUUGGUAAAAUAUCAACGAAGAGAAAGAGAGAAUAGUUUUUGUUUUGUUUUAACAGUUGAUAUGGAACAGGUGAUAAAGUUUAUCUGAAUUAAUUCAACCACUGGUUGGAACAGAUUCCUCUCCUACUUUUUGUGAGUUCUUAUCCAUUUCUUAGCUUUUCACUUGAAACGUUAAAGAAUCACCCCUAAAAUGAGCCAUAUUAUUUAGAAUUAAGGUUUAAAAUAACCUUUUCCUUAAAAAGAAAUGAUAAACACAAAGGUAAAGUUGCUACUGUUAAAGAUUUAUUGCUUUACUUUAUUCAUAGCUCUUAGUUCAACAAACCUAUAUGCUCUUUGAGGGCUUAGGAACAUAAUGAUUAAUUCUGUUUUCAGUAUUGAUCAUACUGAACAUUUGCUAAAUAUGUAAUAUCAUUUGGGGAUCCAGUAUGUAAUAACUAGUGCAUAUUCUCUAAAGGAACUAGGCAAGAAAUAGCAUAGAGCACACUCUAGCCAGAGCUUCCCUUCCAGCCAGUAACAUCAGGAGAGUGUUAGGGUCUCUACUCUGCUGCAAAGCACAUUUCACACCAUCAAUUUCCUUUCCUUUGACACAUCAAACUCUGUUAUCUUUGGAAUACAAACAUUUUUUGUCUUUGAUUUGAAGAUUUGCCUUUAUUUGGAUAUUAAUAAUGAUAGUACUUCAUUCGUAUUGUUAUUUGGCUUUAUAGAAGUCACUGAUAAAUUAGCAGGAUUGUUGAUAUAAUGGAGCAAAAGUAAAUGAUUAGAAUUUAAUGCCUACCUUUUGUUUUUUCUUUUUAGGACAGCACCCGUUGCAUAUGGAGGUUCCCAGGCUAUGGGUCGAAUCAGAGCUGUAGCUGAUGGCCAGAUCCAAGCUGCAUCUGUGACCUACACCGCAGCUCACAGCAAUGCCAGAUCGUUAACCCACUGAGUGAGACAAAAGAUUGAUUCCGCAUCCUCAUGGAUGCUAGUUGGAUUUGUUUCCACUCUACCACAAUGGGAACUCCUAAUACCUACCUUUUAAAGUAUUUAAUUUUUAAAAAUUAUUUUCUACAUUAAUUUUACUUACAAUGUACUCAUUUGGAAAGAAGAAGCAAACUUAGAUCUACACUACAGAUACUUUGGGGGAAAAAUGUGUUUCUCAGAAAUGCUGUUUGCUAUGGGGAUGAUUUUUCCAUUUAAUUAGAAACUCAGUGAGUUUUCUCAUUUUUUCUUUUUUUUAAACCCCUAUCACUCCCCUUGAUCCUCUCAUAAACUGUAUUGUGAUCACUAUACCUAGCACAAGUACUUAGACUUCUUAUUAAAAAACAUCAGCCAAGUGUUUACUGGUGGUUCAGCAGGUUAAGGGUCCAGCAUUGUCACUUCUGUGGUUGGGUCACUGCAGUGGAGUGGGUUCAAUCCCUGGCCCCAGAACUUCUAUAUCCUGUGGGUGUGGCCAAAAUAAAUAAAUAAAAUAAUGAGUUAAAUUAUUUUUUUAAAAAGCAUCAGCCAGAAAUCUGCAGUAAACAGGAAGACGCAUAUUGAAUUUUAAUAAAAAGAUGUCUCAAAAAAAAAAAAAGAGUAUGCUCUUUUUUCUCUAAUCAUAACAGGGUCAAUUUUGGGAGGCGCUGACAGCGAUUUUGUUUUGUACUUCCACCAUAAUUCCUGUACCCCACAAGGCAUAUUACAUCCCUCUCAUGAUCUGCCGGUACCUCCACUUUUGGCCAGAGGAGAAUAACUAGAGUGAAGUCACAGUGUAAUCCAGCCAGGUAUAAGCUGGAUGACUAAAGAAAGCUGGUAUAACUCAAAAGAACUAGAGCAGCUCUCCAGUAUUUACCAGGAGGAACACAGAGAUUAUAUAUGGAAUUGUACACAAAGAGAUUGGACUAAGGAGAGUAGAAUAUAAAGUUUUGUAAGGAACCACAUUUUAGAAUUUUUGGAGCUUUCUCUCAGGACAUAGAAUUGAAUACUUGUGUUCAGACUCCAGAAAAUGGUAGUAACAGAUUACCAGGAUGCCUGUAGAAAUUUGGAAAAAGUGAAGGCCCACAGGAAGUGAAACUGAUGUUCUAGAAGUACCACACCAAACUGGAAGAAGGACUCCAAAGCCUUCAAGUAUCUGACACGUUCAGAUAAGUGUGCUUGUAAAUCUGGAAAAGCUGUCAUAGGAUCGUUUCCUAAAAUUAUGAGAUGUUCAUAAACUGAGGGCCAGGUUGUUGGUGGUUACAAAACUGAGCUCAGUGAUGUUAAUUAGUAUCAAAAUCCCAGUGGAGAGCAGGUAAUGGCCUCAGUCAUCACAAGUUAGGAGGUCACAGUGAUCACAGUGAACAGUGAGCUUAGAGUGGCAGCCAUCCAGGCUUAACCCAUGAACAGCCGCAAUAUGAUGAUAGAGAUAAAACAGAUAGGCCACUGAAAUGGGUAUUUCCCUGUCUCUACCACCAGAGAGUCCAGGGAUAGGGAUCAGAAGGAUGAGAACCAUCACUUCCCUCAAAUCAUAAUCAUAUGCUACUUUUUUGGUCGCCUCUGCCCCGCAUAUGGAAUCCACAAGCCAGGGAUCAGAUCUGAGUCGCAGUUGGGACCUAUGCCACAGCUGUGGCAAGGCCAUAUUCUUAACCCACUGUGCUGAGCUGGGGAUGAAACUUGUAUCCCAGCACUCCAGAUACACCACCAAUCCCAUUGUACCACAGGAAAUUGCUUAAAAAUAAAAAAAAGAUUGAUGUGUGCUACAUCGAUUGACUCUUCCUUUCAUGAACAAUUUCUCUGUAGCAUGCUAUGUUUGAGCAUUUUACUCGAAGAAGAAAUUCAUUCACAAUUAGAGUCAAACCUCUCAAAACCUGCUGCCAGUUUAUCAAUUAAGUCUAUGUAAUCUAACUCCUUUUUUUUUUUCAUUUCAAAAAUCUUCAGCAGCAUCUGCACCAGCAGUACUUGCCAUCUCAAGAAAUCACUUCCUUUGCUCCUCCAGAAGGGGCAGCACCUCACUUGUUAGUUCUAUCUUAAGAAUGUAGCAAUGCAUUCACACCUUUAGGUUCUGCUUCUAAUUCAAGUUCUCUUCCUAUUUCUGCCACAUCUGCAGUUCUUUGUUCUGCUGUAAUCCUGAACCCUUCAAAUAUCCUUGAGAGCUGGAAACAGCUUCUUCCAAAUUCCUGUUAUUGUUGAUAUUUUUGACCUCUUCUCAUGAAUCACAAAUGUUCUUACUGCCAUCUAGAAUCGUGACUUUCUUUCUAGCAAUUUUUCAACUCUCUUUGCUCACCCAUGAGAGAAGUCACCAUCCAUGGCUGCUAGAGUCUUAUAAAAUGUAUGUCUUAAAUAAUAAGACUUGAAAGUUGAAAGCGCUCUGAUCCAUGGGAUAUAGAAUAAUCGUCCUGUUAGAAAGCUUGAAAAAAAUAUUAUACAUUUCCAGUAAGUCUCCUGAGUGACCAGCUGAAUCACCAGUGAAUACCAAUAUUUUAAAACAAAUCAUUUUCUGAAUAUCGUGUCUCAACAAUGCGUUAAACAUAUUCAGUAAACCAUCUAGUAAAGACAUGAGCUGUCAUCCAGGCUUUGUUGUUCCAUUUAUAGAGCACAGGCAGGGUAGAUUUAGCAUCAUUCUUGAAGACCCUAGAAUUUUCAGAACGGUCCUUAAACACUGGCUUCCGCUUCAAGUCACCAGCUGCUUUGUCCCCAAAAAGAGAGUCAGCCUGUCCUCUGAAACCUCAAAGCCAGGCACUGACUUCUCCACCCUAGCUAUGAAAAUCCAAGAUGGCAUCAUCUUCCAGUAUAAGGCCAAUUCAUCUGCAUUAAAAAGUCUGUGGUUAGUGCAGCCACCUUCAUGUAUUACCUUAGCUAGAUCUUCUAAAUAACGUGCCAUGGCUUCUACAUCAGCACUUGCUGCUUCACUUUGCACUUUUCUGCUAUGAAGAUGGAUUCUUUCUUUAAAUCAAAUGAACCUAACUCUGCUUCCACUUUUUUUUUUUUUCUUUGCCCUACAGCAUCCUCACCCCCCUCAGCUGUCUUAGAAAUGAAGAGUUAGGGCCUUGCUCUGAUUUAGGCUUUGGCUUAGCAGAAUAUUGGGGCUGGUUUGGGUGUCUGCCCAGAUCAUGAAAUCUGUCUCCAUAUAAGCAAUAAGGCUGAUUCACUUUCUUAUUAUUCAUGAGCUCACUGGAGUAGCACUUUUUUAAUUUCCUUCAAGAAUCCUCCCUUUGGAGUUCCCAUCGUGGUUCAGUGGUUAACAAAUCUGACUAGGAACCAUGAAGUGGCGGGUUCGAUCUCUGCCCUUGCUCAGUGGGUUAACGAUCUGGCAUUCCCAUGAGCUGUGGUGUAGGUCGCAGAUGUGGCUCGGAUCCUACAUUGCUGUGGCUCUGGCGUAGGAUAGCAGCUACAGCUCGGAUUGGACCCCUAGCCUGGGAACCGCCAUAUGCCGCAGCAGCAGCCCAAGAAAUGGCAAAAAGACAAAAAAGAA
This is a messenger RNA of Sus scrofa (pig), 6458 nucleotides long. Its product is annotated as UDP-glucuronosyltransferase 2C1. Lineage: Eukaryota; Metazoa; Chordata; Mammalia; Artiodactyla; Suidae. The record is from RefSeq and is a predicted model, not a curated record. Gene Ontology annotation, molecular function: glucuronosyltransferase activity.